Messenger RNA from Phalaenopsis equestris, 818 nucleotides. RefSeq names its product mitotic checkpoint protein BUB3.1-like. Gene Ontology annotation, biological process: mitotic spindle assembly checkpoint signaling. Gene Ontology annotation, molecular function: ubiquitin binding. Lineage: Eukaryota; Viridiplantae; Streptophyta; Magnoliopsida; Asparagales; Orchidaceae. The record is from RefSeq and is a predicted model, not a curated record. Gene Ontology annotation, cellular component: bub1-bub3 complex; phragmoplast; mitotic checkpoint complex.
GUUUUGCUCUCAGUUCUGUGGAGGGUAGAGUUGCUAUGGAAUUCUUUGACUUGUCUGAGGCAAGCCAAUCUAAGAAGUAUGCAUUUAAGUGCCAUCGAAAAUCAGAGGCCGGAAGGGACACCGUAUACCCUGUGAAUGCUAUUGCGUUCCAUCCCAUAUAUGGAACCUUUGCCACUGGAGGUUGUGAUGGUUAUGUCAAUGUUUGGGAUGGAAACAACAAGAAGAGACUCUAUCAGUACUCGAAGUACCCAAGUAGCAUUGCAGCUUUAUCCUUCAGCAAAGAUGGUCGCCUGCUGGCAGUCGCAUCCAGUUACACUUUUGAAGAGGGAGAUAUACCUCACGAAGAGGAUGCAAUUUUUCUUCGGAGUAUUAAUGAAGUUGAAGUCAAGCCAAAGCCAAAAGCAAUCCCUGCUGCAGCACCCCUAUAAUUAAACAAUUGAAGAAGAAAAUGCUACUAUCGGGUACCACCCAGCUGUUAUAACUCUGUUAGAUCCCACAUGGAAGGAAAAGCUUCAGACAAGUACUAAAACUUCCCUCUCUCCCUUGCCUUCGAUUCUAUCAGCUGUUGCCAUGUUAGUGCUCACAGCAAUGGAAUGAAUCUUAUUUUGGAGAAAGCAUUUUGCUUAAUUGCAUUAUUUCAAUUUCUAGAUUUCACUCUUUAUAACUAGAUAAGGUUACAUUAUAAUGCCUUUAAAAUUAAUUAUUUACUAUCUUUUUAAGCUGAAGAUAAUUUAAUUAUUACUGUAGAAUGGUUUGGUGCUCGGGUAUGUUAUAAAACAAGAGUAACAUGCAUUUAUCCCACUAAAUUGGGUCAGCUA